Messenger RNA from Hibiscus syriacus, 635 nucleotides. RefSeq names its product histone H2A-like. Gene Ontology annotation, molecular function: protein heterodimerization activity; structural constituent of chromatin; DNA binding. The coding region runs from base 16 to 489 and encodes 157 amino acids. Gene Ontology annotation, cellular component: nucleosome. The transcript has 2 exons. The record is from RefSeq and is a predicted model, not a curated record. Lineage: Eukaryota; Viridiplantae; Streptophyta; Magnoliopsida; Malvales; Malvaceae.
CGAAGCAUAGGAGCAAUGGACAGUUCAGCAAAAGUAAAGAAGGGAGCUGGAGGAAGGAAAGGUGGUGGCUCCAAGAAGAAGCCUGUUUCAAGGUCCGUCAAAGCUGGACUUCAGUUCCCCGUCGGAAGGAUCGGCCGUUAUUUGAAGAAAGGAAGGUAUUCGCAGCGGGUCGGAACUGGAGCCCCGGUUUAUUUGGCUGCUGUUCUCGAGUACUUAGCCGCUGAGGUCCUGGAAUUGGCCGGAAACGCUGCACGUGAUAACAAGAAGAACCGUAUCAUCCCAAGACACGUGCUGCUCGCCGUGAGGAAUGACGAUGAACUGGGCAAACUCCUCACUGGCGUCACCAUUGCUCACGGUGGAGUGUUACCAAACAUCAACACUGUUUUGUUGCCGAAGAAGACUGAAAAGGCCACGAAAGAACCCAAAUCCCCAUCAAAGGCCACCAAGUCCCCUAAAAAAGCUGAGUUCGGAUUAAGAAACUCGGAUUAGCAGGAGUUCUAAUAUUCUUAGCUGUGUCAUUUUGGUUGGAUAUCUCUGGGCUUUUGUUGUUUAGGGUAGUAUAAUUUAGGCAACAUCAAUGUCAUAUGUAUGAUACUCUAAUGGAAAUGAAAUAUCUUGUUUCCGCUCUUCGCAUA